Messenger RNA from Durusdinium trenchii, 911 nucleotides. Lineage: Eukaryota; Dinophyceae; Suessiales; Symbiodiniaceae. The record is from the annotation of a GenBank genome assembly.
GGUAAUUUUGGUGUGGGGAAACCCGAAGAAGAAGAACUAUAUAGAUCCUGCACGCUCUCCAUCUGGUCUGGUAAUACAGCAUUUGAUGAUCAUCUGUGGCACACAAUAUCAAUUCAAAAUGUCAACUUCCAAAUACCGAUACCCAGAACAUGAGCCGCCCAUGCCUCAACUUUGUCGUGGCAAGAGCCGCUUUCCUUCAUUCUACGACACAACCAUCAAGGCAGGUACCGCAACACUCCAAGAGCGGGUACAAAUGGGUACAAGAUCCAGCUACCGCAGAACUUCACUACGGAAUUGCCUCUUCCAGCCCCACUAUUCACCUCACAUCAUCUCACUGGACCUCACUGACACAAGCAGGUAUUGAAUCGGGUAUUGGAAAGACGAAUCGCCGGCCUUUCUGGAGCAUUACCAGUUUGACUGGAUCACAUUGAAUGUACUGAGUGGAAGGGCUAAGACAGAAGCCCAAGUGCAUCGAUAUGAUCAUAUCUUGGCAAAGGUUUGCAGGAGAACUCGUUCCGUCGUCAAGAUCCGGGUGCCAAACUCAAAGCAGUUUUGACACUGACAGUUCCGUCAGAGCUGUGUGAGUGGGGAGGCUUGCCCGCCAAUGUUCAAUCCAACUGCCAGCGUCGGUCAGGGCUUUGUCGCUCCUGAGCCUCUGCAAGUGCCACCCGAUGCAGUGUGGCAUCCGGAGAGCCAGGAGUAUGAGGUCAUGCAGGCAAAUCAGCUGUUCACAGCAGGCCAUGAAGGAGGCAAAGCUGACGCUCAGGCAGCAAAGCUGAAGUCUUCCAGAUUCAAGUCCAGCAGCCCCAGCUGGCGCUUGUGCUGUGCUGGUUCCUGGCGGCCGCCUGCGGCCAGGCGGAUUUUUAGGUUUGCACCAAGCGACAAGCUGGCAAACUGCUUUGAUUGCUGAA